AUGUGGGGAACGUUUCACACAGGCAGGAGACCUAAAAACACAUCAGAGAUCACAUACAGGGGAAAGACCCUAUGUAUGUCAGGAAUGUGGGAAAUGUUUCACACAGACGGGAAGCCUAAAAACACAUCAGAGAUCACAUACAGGGGAAAGACCCUAUGUAUGUCAGGAAUGUGGGAAAUGUUUCACACGGGCGGGAAGCCUAAAAACACAUCAGAGAUCACAUACAGGGGAAAGACCCUAUGUAUGUCAGGAAUGUGGGAAAUGUUUCACACAGACGGGAAGCCUAAAAACACAACAGAGAUUACAUACAGGGGAAAGACCCUAUGUAUGUCAGGAAUGUGGGAAAUGUUUCACACAGGCGGGAAGCCUAAAAACACAACAGAGAUCACAUACAGGGGAAAGACCCUAUGUAUGUCAGGAAUGUGGGAAAUGUUUCACACAGACGGGAAGCCUAAAAACACAACAGAGAUUACAUACAGGGGAAAGACCCUAUGUAUGUCAGGAAUGUGGGAAAUGUUUCACACGGGCGGGAAACCUAAAAACACAACAGAGAUCACAUACAGGGGAAAGACCCUAUGUAUGUCAGGAAUGUGGGAAAUGUUUCACAGUGGCGGGAAACCUAAAAACACAUCAGAGAUCACAUACAGGGGAAAGACCCUAUGUAUGUCAGGAAUGUGGGAAACGUUUCACACAGGCGGGAGACCUAAAAACACAUCAGAGAUUACAUACAGGGGAAAGACCCUAUGUAUGUCAGGAAUGUGGGAAAUGUUUCACACAGACGGGAAGCCUAAAAACACAACAGAGAUCACAUACAGGGGAAAGACCCUAUGUAUGUCAGGAAUGUGGGAAAUGUUUCACACAGACGGGAAGCCUAAAAACACAACAGAGAUUACAUACAGGGGAAAGACCCUAUGUAUGUCAGGAAUGUGGGAAAUGUUUCACAGUGGCGGGACACCUAAAAACACAUCAGAGAUCACAUACAGGGGAAAGACCCUAUAUAUGUCAGGAAUGUGGGAAAUGUUUCACACGGGCGGGACACCUAGAAAUCCAUCAGAGAUCACAUACAGGGGAAAGACCCUAUGUAUGUCAGGAAUGUGGGAAAUGUUUCACAGUGGCGGGAAACCUAAAAACACAUCAGAGAUCACAUACAGGGGAAAGACCCUAUGUAUGUCAGGAAUGUGGGAAAUGUUUCACAGUGGCGGGACACCUAAAAACACAUCAGAGAUCACAUACAGGUGA
Molecule: messenger RNA, 1239 nt
Organism: Pelobates cultripes (western spadefoot toad)
Lineage: Eukaryota; Metazoa; Chordata; Amphibia; Anura; Pelobatidae
Source: the annotation of a GenBank genome assembly